AUGGAAUAUUUCUCGGGGACGAUCCACAUUCAAGUGAUCGAGGCAACUGAGUUGAAGGCGACCGCGUGCGCCACGCGUCAUGCUGUGGGUCCGGCAGCCAAGCUCUAUGAGCUCCUAGAUCCUUACGUAACUAUUGAGGUAGACGAUCUCGCCAUCGCUAAAACUUCUACCAAGUCCAAGACAAAUUCACCGCGCUGGAAGGAAGACGUGAAGGCGGAGGUGACCAGUGCGCAGCGGCUUACUUUCACUGUCUACCACGAUGCCGCCAUCCCGCCCGAUGAUUUCGUGGCCAUCGCUGAACUCCUUAUGCGGAAUGUCCGUGCUGGCAACGAGUUUUGGCUGGAUCUAGAACCCCAAGGGCGGCUCAAGUUGCAGAUUGAUCUCAUUGGCACACGAACAGAUGAACCUCCGAAGUUGGCCUUUGAUAAGGAUAAUUCUCUUGCCAGUGGGGGUGUCUUCCAUGCGAAGCAUUAUCGAGCGGGAGCUUUGCGAAGGCGGAUUCACCAAGCUAAAGGCCAUAAAUUUCAGGUUACGGUGCUGAAACAGUUCACCUUCUGUUCCCUCUGCAAUGACUUCAUCUGGGGCCUAUGGAACCAGGCCUACCAGUGUCAGGUGUGCACCUGUGUGGUACACAAGCGCUGUUAUCAGAACGUGAUUACUCAGUGUCCAGGCGUCAAGGCGCCAUCUACGGGUUCCAACGCAGUUCUUCAGGGGAAUGUUGUCGACCAGAUAGAGCCAGAACGGCCGAAUGAGCGGGCAUUUGGGCAGGCGGGCGAGCUGAUUAACGAACGCACGAAGCUUAUCCUUAAAAUUCCAACUCCGGAUGUUCAGACACUCAUUCGAUUGCGAGCUAUCACGAUUUUGCUCGAGUAUCUCUAUGGUUCAAUUUGGAAUCGUUUCAACAUUAACGUGCCGCAUAAGUUCCGAGUGCACACGUACAUGCUGCCGACGUUUUGCGAGCACUGUGGCUCUCUCCUCUUUGGUAUAAUGCGUCAGGGCCUGCAAUGCGAGGUUUGCAAGGCGAAUAUCCAUCGGCGCUGCGAGAAGAACGUGGCUUCGCACUGUGGCGUGAAGACGCGCAACCUCAUCACCGCCAUCCGCGAGUGCGGUCUCAACCCAUCCGACCUCGGUCUCAGCGCGGAGGCGGUCGCUGCCGCCAGCGCCGCCGAGGUCUCCGUGCGCUCCGCUCCCACGCACCACGACCUCAAAGCUUCCGAGCUCUACCCCUGCGGUAGCAGUGGAUGCGUUCCGCACGAGAGAUCUUUCAGUUCACCCAUCCCGAUGCCUCCGACGACACCAAAUGCUUCUGACAUGGCUGUCCCUGACCUCAACGCGGUGCACCUGAGUAAGGACUCCGUCGCCCAUGGCCUGAUCGCCCACCGGCCCAGCUCUAUGAUGGAGGGCGAGGAGGGAGAGGUGACACUGGGCGCCGUGGGACCGGGCUCAGCAUUAAUGAGUCGUCGGCACUUCGUACCGCGCAUUCCCCGCUUGGCUGACUUCAACCUGCUCAAGGUGCUGGGCAAAGGCAGCUUCGGCAAGGUUAUGCUGGCCGAGCACCGUGCCACCGGCGAGGUGUUCGCCGUAAAAAUCCUCAAGAAGGACGUCAUCAUUCAGGAGGAGGAUGUGGAGUGCACCAUGGCCGAAAGACGCAUCCUCGUCUUGGCCGCUCAGCACCCCUUUCUCACCGCGCUCUACUGCUCAUUCCAAACCGAGGACCGUCUAUUUUUCGUGAUGGAAUACGUGAACGGCGGCGACCUGAUGUUCCAGAUCCAGAGGGCACGUCGCUUUGAUGAAGCGCGUGCUCGUUUUUACGCUGCUGAAGUAAUUCUUGCACUAAUGUUCCUCCAUCGCCACUUCAUUGUAUAUCGGGACUUGAAACUUGACAACAUCCUCCUCGACGCUGAGGGGCACUGCAAACUUGCCGACUUUGGCAUGUGCAAGGAGGGCAUGUUUCCGGGUGUCACCACCUCCACUUUUUGUGGCACUCCUGACUACAUUGCUCCUGAGAUUUUAGCCGAGCAGGAUUAUGGAUUUAGCGUGGACUGGUGGGCAUUGGGCGUGCUCAUGUAUGAGAUGCUGGCCGGCGCGCCACCCUUCGAGGGAGACACGGAGCAGGACCUCUUCAACGCCAUCUCCUACGGUGAUGUCAAGUACCCUUCGUCGUUGCAGGACGAUGCCGUCGACAUUCUCUCUAAAUUUUUGCUGAAGUCGCCGGCCCGACGGCUGGGCUGUGGGAUGACCGAGGGCGGUGAGUUGGCGAUCCAGUGUCAUCCCUUUUUCAGGGAGAUCGACUGGAAAUUGCUGGAGGAGCGCAAAAUCCGUCCUCCCUUCCGACCCAAAGUUCGCUCCCGUUUCGACACUACCAACUUCGAUAAGGAUUUCACAAAUGAGGAACCAGUGUUGACGCCACUGGAUCAUUCGAGCGAAUUGGCUGCGGUGGAACAAGACGUGUUCGUGGCAUUUGAUUGCGUGAACUCGGACUACAGCGCUUUGCGUCACCAUGCCACUAGGCCGAGUCAGCAGCAGCCCCUGCUCUCCGUCUCUGAAGGGGUUAAUAUCACCAGCAGCGACCCGCAAGGCUGCUGCUACCGGUACCACCACUCCGACAACCUCCGCAACCAACGAGUAACGGCGAAACCGGCGACAAUCCCUUCCAAUUCCUCCAUCCAUCCACCUACCUAUCCUGCUCCCUCGUCUAUCUGCCUGCCUGUCUGCUUCACCCGUUCUCCAAGCGCCCUCCGUCUGGAGUGCCGGAACCGCCCUCCUCUCGAACUCCGUCCACUUGCAUCUAUUUUGAUCCCGCCUACUGUGCCCGAAAUUGGACUAUGCGUUGGCAAUGUCACCACAAUACCGGAUGCCGGUGUCUGUGUUCAUGAUCUUAAUCAAGAAGCAUGCAUGGUGCAUGUGUGGAGUCAGCACGGUGCAGCUGCGGAAGUCGAGUUCCUGGUGGUACGUCACGUCCACAUUAAGUGA
This is a messenger RNA of Echinococcus granulosus, 2973 nucleotides long. RefSeq names its product Calcium-independent protein kinase C. The coding region runs from base 1 to 2973 and encodes 990 amino acids. Gene Ontology annotation, molecular function: protein serine/threonine kinase activity; ATP binding. Lineage: Eukaryota; Metazoa; Platyhelminthes; Cestoda; Cyclophyllidea; Taeniidae. The transcript is spliced from 15 exons. The record is from RefSeq and is a predicted model, not a curated record. Gene Ontology annotation, biological process: protein phosphorylation.